AUGGCUACAUCCACCAGCAGCUCAUUUACGACCAGCAGCAAUCGACUCGCGCACGACGCGAGUGUCACUGCUGUGAUCGACGACGCGCUCGACCGGAUCCGCCACGGAGAGCUCGUCAUCGUCAUGGACAACGAAGACCGGGAAAAUGAAGGCGACCUCAUCGGCGCCGCUGCGUUCGCGACCGAAGAGCGCGUCGCGUUCAUGUUGCGCCACUCGACGGGCAUUGUGUGCGUCCCGGCGCUCUCGGAGCGUCUCGACGCGCUGCAGCUGCCACUCAUGGUGACCGACAACACGGAGGUGCACAAGUGCAAGUUCACUGUGACUGUGGACGCGAAAGAGGGCAACUCCACGGGCGUCUCGGCUGCGGAUCGGGCCCGGACGAUCCGUGCGCUGGCCGAUCCCGCCGUGACAUCGUCCGCGUUCACUCGCCCUGGGCACAUUUUCCCGUUGCUGGCCCAACACGGAGGUGUGAUGGUGCGUGCGGGGCACACGGAAGCUGCAACGGACCUCACGCGCCUGGCGGGAGUCGCGCCCGUUGGUUACAUUUGUGAGAUGAACGACGCGAGCGGACGAAUGCUGCGCCGUCCGCAGCUGGAAGAGUUCUCCAAGCAGUUUGCAGUGCCGCUGAUCACAAUCUCGGACCUCAUUCGCUAUCGCUCUUGCACCGAGACGCUGGUGCAGCGGAUGGAGACGACCGAGGCGAGCGUUGCGACUCCGGCUGGACGCUUUGCCAGUGUCGAGUACAAGUCACUUGUGCAGGAUGGCGGCAUGUACCAUGCGCUAGUGUACGGUGACGUACACGAUCAGACCGACGUGCCGGUGUUCCUGGUGGACGAUGGAUUUGUGGCCAGCUUACAUGCGCAGUGGGCGCAGCAGCACAUCGUCCGUCAUGGCUACGGCAUGCUCAUCUACAUGCACGGCUCGGCACAGAUGUUGCAGAUCAGCGGCGAGCUUAUGGCUCGUCAGAGCAUCUUUGGCAUGGCAAUGCAGAUCGUGCGUGAUCUGAACGCGCGCUCAGUUCGGUUACUAGUGACGACAGAGACGAGCUUCGACCCGCACGGGUUUGGCGUCGAGGUGACGGGGAGUGAGCAGCUCGCCACGUGCUCGUAG
Messenger RNA from Hyaloperonospora brassicae, 1110 nucleotides. Lineage: Eukaryota; Oomycota; Peronosporomycetes; Peronosporales; Peronosporaceae. The record is from the annotation of a GenBank genome assembly.